Messenger RNA from Carassius carassius (crucian carp), 901 nucleotides. RefSeq lists its product as uncharacterized. The record is from RefSeq and is a predicted model, not a curated record. The coding region runs from base 180 to 830 and encodes 216 amino acids. NCBI's taxonomy places the organism in Eukaryota, Metazoa, Chordata, Actinopteri, Cypriniformes, Cyprinidae. The transcript has 2 exons.
UUCGCGACCUGGAGGUGAGGCAGGCCCAGCUGAGAGAGCGGAGAACCGCGCUGGAAUCAUCCCGGGCUGACGCUCACAAGUCCGGGGUAAGUAUACAGCGAUCUGUUAACAGUCCCACCACGUCUACUCCGUGUGUUUCUCUGCACAGGCCCGGUGCACCCAGGACGCGAUCUUCCCAGAUGUCCUUCACUGCGACGCCCGGACACCACGGACCCUGGGUGCAUCCACAGCGGAGGACGCGAGCCGGGUCCCGGGCGACGACUUCUCCCCCUCCUGCCUUCGACAUCUCCAUCCGGAACCGCUUCGCUCCCCUCCGCGAGACAGGACGCGACGCUGUGAUCAUCGGAGACUCCAUCGUCCGACACGUAAGUGCUACGUUAGCCGAAGGUAAAGUGCACACUCAUUGUUUGCCUGGUGCUCGUGUUCUCGAUGUUUCUGCGCAGAUACCCGCGAUCCUGAAGGUCGACGAGAGCCCCAGAGCGGUCGUGCUUCACGCCGGGGUUAACGACACCACGCUGCGGCAGACGGAGACGCUGAAGAGGGACUUCAGCAGCCUGAUCGAGACGGUUCGCAGCACGACGCCCGCGGCGACGAUCGUCGUGUCAGGACCACUGCCCACGUAUCGACGAGGACACGAAAGGUUCAGUAGACUUUUUGCUUUAAAUGAAUGGUUGUUGUCAUGGUGUAAAGAACAGAAACUGCUAUUUGUUAAUAACUGGAAUCUUUUCUGGGAGCGUCCUAGGCUGUUUCGCGCUGAUGGAUUACACCCCAGCAGAAUCGGAGCGGAGCUGCUCUCUGACAACAUCUCCAGGACACUUCGCUCCAUGUGACUAGAUUUACACAAGCUCCAGUCUGGAUCCAGAACACCUGAGAAGAGAUGAUGCUGACCCUCAGAGGACCC